GUUUCUGGUGGAGGCGGCGCGCGGACUCCGGCAUGGCUGCCGAUCGCGCGCGCGUCACUUCCGGCUGGCGGCGGAUAUAAGCGGCAGGAUUUCCGCUUUCGCUCCUUUCCGGCGGUGACGACCUCCCCACGAGAACAUGCCCCUCGCGAAGGACCUCCUGCACCCGUCCCCGGAAGAGGAGAAGAGGAAGCACAAGAAGAAGCGCCUGGUGCAGAGCCCCAACUCCUACUUCAUGGACGUGAAGUGCCCGGGAUGCUACAAGAUCACCACCGUCUUUAGCCACGCGCAAACGGUAGUUCUGUGCGUCGGCUGCUCCACUGUCCUCUGCCAGCCCACGGGAGGAAAAGCAAGGCUUACAGAAGGAUGCUCCUUCAGGCGGAAGCAGCACUAAAAGCACCCUGAAUCAAGAUGAGUGCGACACUAUCCCAAUAAACAGAUUUUGGAUA
This is a messenger RNA of Mirounga angustirostris (Northern elephant seal), 446 nucleotides long. RefSeq names its product ribosomal protein S27 (gene RPS27). The transcript is spliced from 4 exons. Gene Ontology annotation, biological process: translation; ribosomal small subunit assembly. Gene Ontology annotation, cellular component: ribosome; cytosolic small ribosomal subunit. Bases 137 to 391 code for a protein of 84 amino acids. The record is from RefSeq and is a predicted model, not a curated record. Lineage: Eukaryota; Metazoa; Chordata; Mammalia; Carnivora; Phocidae. Gene Ontology annotation, molecular function: RNA binding; structural constituent of ribosome.